AGAGUAGAGACACAAGAGAAAUUGAUAUUUUUCAGGGAGAAGUUGAAGUCUGCAGGGAGAAACCAGGUCGAUUAUCUACACCAAGGAUGUGAUCAAAGGAUCCUUCAUUUUGACAUCAAACCUCAUAAUGUCUUGCUAGACCAAAACUUCACCCCGAAAAUUUCUGAUUUUGGGAUGUCCAAGUUGUGUGCCAUGGAUCAAAGUAUAGUGUCAAUGACUGCAGCUAGGGGGACUAUAGGCUACAUUGCACCUGAAGUGUUCUCCCGGAAUUUCGGAAAUGUGUCAUACAAAUCAGAUGUAUAUAGUUUUGGAAUGUUGUUGCUCGAGAUUGUAGGAGGGAGGAAGAAUACUGGUGAAACCAUGAACAACGCAGGUGAAGUUUACUACCCUGAAUGGAUAUAUAAUCUUUUAGAAGAAGGGGAGGACCUUCGAGUCCAUAUUGGGGAAGAAGGAUUAGAUUCUCGAAUUCCAAAAGAACUAGCAAUUGUAGGCCUUUGGUGCAUCCAAUGGCACCCAAUGAAUCGUCCAUCCAUGAAAUCGGUCGUUCAGAUGUUGGGAGGAACAGAAAACUUAACCAUGCCGCCAAACCCUUUUGCCUCUGCGGGUCGUAUAAAAACAAAUGCAGCAAGUCCCUCUGUUGCAAGACGGUUGAACCUGGAGCUAGAAGCAAUUGUUGAAUUAGAGUAGAUAAUAUGUAGAUGUAAUACUGUUUGUAUGCAUUGAAAGUUUGCAAAUGUAUGGAUUCAUUAAUCUUUCCCAGCAAAAUUAUGCAACUUUUACGUUUUUCCA
Molecule: messenger RNA, 789 nt
Organism: Argentina anserina (silverweed cinquefoil)
Lineage: Eukaryota; Viridiplantae; Streptophyta; Magnoliopsida; Rosales; Rosaceae
Product: rust resistance kinase Lr10-like
Exons: 1
Biological process (GO): protein phosphorylation
Molecular function (GO): ATP binding; protein kinase activity
Source: RefSeq, a predicted model, not a curated record